Messenger RNA from Empidonax traillii (willow flycatcher), 834 nucleotides. RefSeq names its product olfactory receptor 6J1-like. The annotation marks the transcript as partial. Gene Ontology annotation, molecular function: olfactory receptor activity; G protein-coupled receptor activity. Gene Ontology annotation, biological process: G protein-coupled receptor signaling pathway. The record is from RefSeq and is a predicted model, not a curated record. Lineage: Eukaryota; Metazoa; Chordata; Aves; Passeriformes; Tyrannidae. Gene Ontology annotation, cellular component: membrane. The transcript has a single exon.
CAGAGAGGGAAGGAUGGAACAUUUUGUCCAGACCGUGAAAUUAUCACCCUGGGUUUUGCCACGUUCCUGUCUCAGCAGGAGGAACUGAAAUUCAGCAUGGGAGCAGCAAAUGAAACAGCAGUAUCCGAGUUCAUCCUAGAGGGUUUCCCAGAGCUUGGUCAAAGGUUGCAGCUGCUUCUCUCUCUGAUCCUUCUGCUCAUGUACCUGACAACAGUGACAGGGAAUGCAACCAUCAUUUUCCUCGUGCGUGUGGAUCACCACCUGCAAACCCCCAUGUUCUUUUUCAUUAGCAACCUGGCCUUCCUGGAAAUCUGCUUUACAUCCUCCAUAAGCAUCAAAUUGUUUGCCAUCCUGAGUUCUGAUCAGAAAACCAUCUCCCUGAGCAGCUGCUUUGCCCAAUCCUAUUUCUAUUUUGCCCUGGGCGGCACAGAGUGUAUCCUGGUCCUUGUCAUGUCCUUUGACCGCUGUGUUGCCAUCUGCCAACCCCUGCACUACGCUGCCACCAUGCAGCCUCAGCUCUGCCUCGGCCUGGUUGUUGCUGCCUGGGUCAUGGGCUUCACCCUCCUGAGCUACCACCCGCUCUUCCUGUCUCAGCUGUCCUUCUGUGGCUCCAACAGGAUCCCCCAUUUUCUUUGUGAUAACUCCCCCUUAUUCCAGCUGUCCUGCUCUGACACCAGCCUGCUUUGGAAAAUAGACACUGCUUUCAUAUCAUGUGUCGUGCUGGGUUCCUUAGCUUUAAACCUGGCAUUUUACACCUGCAUCCUUUUCUGUAUUCUGCAGCUUCCAGCAGCCUCUGGGAGGAAGAAAAAAGCUUUUACUACCUGUUCUUCCCAU